AUGGUAUAUAUGCAAAUUCCAGGUCUAGAACGGGUGGCAGAGGAGUUGAUGGGUCGCAGAAAAUGGAAACAAUACCAAGACGGUUUGAUACAUCACACAGAGGAGCAGUCGAGCGACGACGACAACAUCGCUACUACCGACCCCCCGCCCGCGCUCAAGAUCAAGACGAUCGAGCAGAUCAACGAAACGGAGAAAACGGAGAAACAGGAGAUUCCGGAGAAACGAGAGACGAUUCUGGAGAGUUUGAUCAAGAGGCCAGCUACUCAGCCCAAGGUGGAAGUGCCAGAGGAACCGACGGACUGGAAGCCGGCGGACAGGUGUUAUUUCUGCGUAGAGGGUGAGGGCGACCGAGUGGCGGCGGGCGGUGCGACGAGUCCGGCAUCGGAAUCAGACAGCAGUUCCGUGUCGGGGGCGAAGAGUCCGGCGGGCCCGCCGCUACUGCAACACCUCCUGCAGUUACAGCUGCAAGGACAGAACCCACAGGCGAUCGCACAGUUCCAGCAGAUGAUCGCGGCGUUGGCGGCUCUCGGCACGGGCUUGCUCCCGCCCGCGUGGAUGAUGCGCCCGAGACAGGUUGAUAGCAGGCUACCAGAAGACAAAGUAGCAGCUCCCAGUUCGUCGCCAACGAUCGCGGAGCAGCCCCUCGACCUGAGCGCCAAGUCGACCUCCAGUACCAGCGGUACUCCACCCCCUGACACCAAAAACCUCGAUAAUGCUAGAAUAAAACGGGCAGUCCUCGAAGGCUCCAGUAACAGUGCUACGAGACGAGCCUACACUGAAGAUGAACUGAAUUCUGCUUUGCGGGAUAUCCAAUCCGGAAGAUUAGGAACGCGACGAGCCGCCGUGGUCUACGGCAUUCCUCGCUCGACGCUACGUAACAAAGUCAACAAGUUCGGUCUUACGUCGGAUACUGGCCAAGAAUCGGAUCCGGAUAGCGAUCCUGAUAAACCAGAAUCGCCACCAUCCGUUAUCCUUAAAAUACCGACCUUCCCACCCCCUGACGAAAAGAGCCCCUCCCCAGCGACCCCAGUCACAACUCCAGUUACCCCAAUAACUCCGCUGCUGCCUCCACAACCUUCCCUCAAUCCACCCUCACAACUUCUUCUCCCGCCAUCAGUCUUCGCGGAUCCACCUUCCUCGCAGCAUCUUUUCACCUCGUUGAGUGAUGUUAUAGCGAAAAGCAUCAGCCAAAAGUUCCAACAGCCACUAGAUAGACCACAACCGUCGGACCUUCCUUACAUGAGAGCGCCCGAUAGACAUGUAUCCGUAAUAAAAACUCCUCCGGACAACCAGAGAAAUUAUGCAAUGCCCAGCAACUCCAAAGCUAACCCCAAUAACGGCCAGCCAGCUACUGGUGGAAAAGGUACUCGACCCAAACGAGGAAAGUACAGAAAUUACGACAGAGAUAGCUUAGUAGAAGCCGUAAAAGCUGUUCAACGCGGCGAGAUGUCAGUCCACCGCGCGGGCUCGUAUUAUGGAGUGCCGCAUUCUACACUAGAGUACAAAGUGAAAGAGCGGCAUCUAAUGCGGCCGAGAAAACGAGAGCCGAAACCCCAACAGGAAGUCAAGCCUCAACCUCCAAAACCCCCACCGAAGCCUCCUACAAAGUUCACGAACGGGUUGAACGGACCCGAGAACUACCCUAACUACCCGUUUUGGCCGGGAAGCUUUGCACCGCCAGCUCCGGACCUGUACGCGUCGCAUAUGAUGAGGCGUCUCCGUGAAGAGGCACCGCCACCCGCCAACGGGUCCUUCCUAGAGGGCAUCAUUCGCUCGAGUCUAGAACGACCGGGCGCCUUGAUGCAGCGGCUGAAUGCGCCUGCGUCUCCACCCGGGAGUGGCAUGGUAGGGUUGGGGGUGAGUGGGCUGAGGCGGCGCGGGGAACUAGGUGAGGAGCCCGCAGCACGACGACCUCGCCUCGACUCCGAUCACCAGCUAGCGGCGGAGAUGCGCGAGGCGGUGCAGCGCCUACGCGCGGACAAGUUGCGACCCAGGAACGGAACCCCCACCCCUCCGCCCGCCUCCCCCACACCCGCACCCCCCGGGGGCGCC
Molecule: messenger RNA, 2052 nt
Organism: Brenthis ino (lesser marbled fritillary)
Lineage: Eukaryota; Metazoa; Arthropoda; Insecta; Lepidoptera; Nymphalidae
Source: the annotation of a GenBank genome assembly